AUGUUGACUGCAUUUUUUGACAGAAAUAAAGAAGACGAGGGUGCAAGACAACAUUUAUAUAAAGACUUUCCAAAACAUUACACAUGGAAUGCGAGCGCACGUCGUUGGAAUCAGAGAAAACAAGGAUCAAUGAUAGGACGAUUGGUUUAUGCUAAUCCCGCCGAAGGAGAGCGGUAUUACCUACGCCUACUUUUAUCUCAUAUUAGUGGGCCUACAUCUUUUAAAGAUCUAUUYACAGUCAAUGGCAUAUUAUACCCGACAUUUCGGAAAGCAGCACUUGAGAGAGGCUUAAUAGAGACAGACGAUAACUUAUCACAAUGUCUUGCAGAGGCUUCUUUAUUUCAGUUUCCCAAAGCUCUGAGGAGGCUAUUUGCGACAAUAUUAAUUUAUUGUGAGCCAGGAGAUGUUCGCAAGUUGUGGGAUCAACAUUAUGAUUCACUUUCAGAAGAUUAUAGACGACAAUGCGAAAGUGCUGACCGAGUUUGGAAUAUGGUCCUAACUGACAUCACAAGCUUUCUACAAUCUAUAGCUCACUCCCGAUUUAAAAUUCCCCUUAAUCUUGAUAACAACUCCAUGUGCAACAUAAAAAAACAAAGCGGGACUGCUAAAUUGCUACGGGAUGCAAAGAUAAUCAUUUGGGACGAAGCGUCAAUGGCUAAGAGGCAGGCGGUGGAGGCGCUUGAUCGAACAAUGCAAGACAUCACAGGGGUGACACUAUCAUUCGGUGGAAAAAUAAUGGUUAUGGGAGGUGAUUUUAGGCAGGUCUUACCGGUCGUGAGACGUGGAACCCGAGCACAGAUUGUAGAUUCAAGCCUACGAAUGUCACCUCUUUGGUCUUCAAUUAAAAAAAUACGUUUAACUCUCAAUAUGAGAGCACGAAGUGAUCCAUGGUUUUCAGAUUUUCUACUACGAGUGGGUGAUGGAGAUGAAGAAAUGAUGGAAGAAAGCUUUAUACGUAUUCCCGAUGACAUGACCAUUGCCUAUACUGAUAAAGAUAAAUCAAAACAUGAUUUGAUUGACGCAAUAUUUCCAUCUCUGCAAAUCAACGGAGCAGAUUCAGACUAUAUUAUUUCGAGGGCGAUAUUAUCAACAAAAAAUGAAAAUGUUGAUGAAAUUAAUGAUCAGUUAAAACAUGUUUAA
Messenger RNA from Cynara cardunculus var. scolymus (artichoke), 1140 nucleotides. RefSeq lists its product as uncharacterized. Gene Ontology annotation, biological process: telomere maintenance; DNA repair. NCBI's taxonomy places the organism in Eukaryota, Viridiplantae, Streptophyta, Magnoliopsida, Asterales, Asteraceae. The record is from RefSeq and is a predicted model, not a curated record. The transcript has 2 exons. The coding region runs from base 1 to 1140 and encodes 379 amino acids. Gene Ontology annotation, molecular function: DNA helicase activity.